This is a messenger RNA of Pleuronectes platessa (European plaice), 7523 nucleotides long. RefSeq names its product leucine rich repeat containing 8 VRAC subunit Ab (gene lrrc8ab). The transcript has 3 exons. Lineage: Eukaryota; Metazoa; Chordata; Actinopteri; Pleuronectiformes; Pleuronectidae. The record is from RefSeq and is a predicted model, not a curated record. Bases 648 to 3026 code for a protein of 792 amino acids. Gene Ontology annotation, molecular function: protein binding.
UUUGUUGGUGCUUCAUCAUCCUCCCACUUCUCUGGAAUCACUGCAGGAAGAUUCUUUGAACAUGAGCCAGUUUAUAUCUGCUUAUUUGGCCUGGGAUCAGAACAGGCGUAGACACUUCCAGCUUUUACAGUUUCCUCAGAAAGUACAAGCCGGGACGAAGGCCAUCUCCUGGUACUGUGAAUACGUGUGUGUGUGUGUUGUUUUGAGGGGGGGUGCGGCGUCUGUGAGGGUUCAAAAGGUGACGGCAGAGUAUUCCAGAGAGACAGUGGUUGGAGACAGCAGCUUCCAUAAGGUAAACAGGAUCUCCUCCUGAAGGUCGAGGGAGGUGCUUCUCAAGGCCCCCACAGACAAUACUCUGGGUAUUAUUAACGGAAAUGGCUAAGAAUAGAGAGGAGGGGAGCGAGGUGGCUCCUCUGUCGGCCGUGUUGUUUGGGUUAAACCAGCCAAAACGGAACAUCAUCUGUGGAAGAGUGACUUCUCCAAGCUUAACAUGCUGGGUGUGUCGCUCUCUCGCGAGGCUAGAGGUUGAUUUGGAGGGGUUUUAUCGGGCUCUACUGCACAGCAGCAGCCGGGGAGUAGUUGUGGAUCUUUCUUUCACUCGUUAUGUAUACGGAGUUAUUGGGUUUUACAGUGUGGAUUUAUAAACCAUGAUCCCCAUCACUGAGCUGCGGUACUUUGUGGACACUCAGCCAGCGUACCGCAUCCUGAAACCAUGGUGGGACGUGUUCACGGACUAUAUCUCCAUUGUUAUGCUCAUGAUUUCCGUGUUUGGAGGGACAUUGCAGGUCACCCAGGACAAGAUGAUCUGCCUGCCCUGCAAAUGGGUGGUCAAUGAGACCUGCAGGAAGAACUUCAACACCUCAUCACUGUUCCUCGAGCCCAAAGGGAUCCAGUACGAUCUGGACCGCCACCAGUACAACUAUGUGGACGCUGUGUGCUACGAGAACAGAUUGCACUGGUUUGCCAAGUAUUUUCCCUACCUAGUAUUACUCCACACCCUUAUUUUCCUAGCUUGCAGCAACUUUUGGUUUAAGUUUCCACGGACUAGUUCCAAACUAGAGCACUUUGUGAGCAUCUUGCUGAAAUGCUUUGACUCCCCAUGGACAACUAGGGCACUGUCAGAGACAGUGGUCGAAGAGAGUGACCCAAAACCAAUGAAGAUGAACGGCUCAAUGGACCACAAGGAGUCCGUCAUCAGUGAAGAUGUUGAAGCAAGUGUCCCUAUGCUCCAAAGGACAAAGACGCGCUUUGAGCAGGGCAUUGUAGAUCGAACGGAGACGGGGGUUCUGGAGAAAAAAGAGGGCGAACAAGCAAAAGCCCUGUUUGAAAAAGUGAAAAAGUUCCGUAUACACGUUGAAGAGGGGGACAUCGUGUACAGGCUGUACAUCCGUCAGACUAUCAUCAAGGUCAUCAAGUUCAUUUUGAUCAUCUGUUACACAGGGUAUUAUGUGCAUGAUAUUAAAUUCAGCGUUGACUGUUCGGUAAACAUCGAGAGUCUGACGGGUUACAGCGUGUACCGCUGUGCUCAUCCGUUGGCCACACUUUUUAAAAUCUUAGCCUGUUUUUACAUUAGCUUAGUGGUGGUGUAUGGCUUGAUCUGCAUGUACACACUUUGCUGGAUGCUCCGGCGCUCUCUUAAGAAAUACUCCUUUGAGUCCAUACGGGAGGAGAGCAGCUACAGUGACAUACCCGAUGUGAAGAAUGACUUUGCAUUCAUGUUGCACAUGAUCGAUCAGUACGACCCCCUGUACUCGAAACGAUUUGCCGUGUUCCUCUCAGAGGUGAGCGAAAACAAGCUGAGGCAGCUGAACCUGAACAAUGAGUGGACAUUGGACAAGCUCAGGCAGAGGAUCACUAAGAACUCUCAGGAGAAGUUGGAGUUGCACCUUUUCAUGCUAAGCGGCAUUCCAGACACUGUGUUUGACCUGAUGGAGCUGGAGGUCCUUAAACUGGAGCUCAUCCCAGAUGUCACCAUCCCACCAAUCAUCGCCCAGCUGAUCAACCUGCGGGAAAUGUGGCUCUAUCACACACCAGCAAAGAUCGAAGCUCCAGCUCUGGCUUUUUUGCGCGAGAACUUAAAGUCCCUGCACAUCAAGUUCACUGACAUCAAGGAGAUUCCCUUAUGGAUCUACAGUUUAAAGAAUCUGAGUGAGCUCCAUCUGACCGGGAAUCUCAGUGCGGAAAACAACCGCUACAUUGUCAUUGACGGGCUACGGGAGCUCAAGAGGCUCAAAGUUCUUCGUCUGAAGAGCAAUCUCACCAAGCUACCUCAGGUGGUGACUGACGUGGGCAUGCACCUCCAGAAGCUCUCCAUCAACAACGAAGGCACCAAGCUGAUGGUGCUCAACAGCCUGAAGAAGAUGGUGAACCUGACAGAACUGGAGCUCAUUCGCUGUGAUCUCGAACGCAUACCGCACUCGAUCUUCAGCUUGCACAACUUGCAGGAGAUCGACCUGAAGGACAACAACCUGAAGACCAUUGAGGAGAUCAUCAGCUUCCAGCACCUUCAUCGGCUCGUCUGCCUUAAGCUCUGGUACAACCAGAUUGCCUACAUUCCUAUUCAGAUUGGCACCCUGACACACCUGGAGAAGCUGUACCUGAACAGGAACAAGAUUGAGAAAAUUCCCAGCCAGUUGUUUUAUUGCCGCAAGCUGCGCUUCUUGGACCUGAGCCAUAACAACCUGACCUACAUCCCUACAGACAUCGGAACCCUGCAGAACCUCCAGUACCUGGCAGUGACAGCCAACAGGAUUGAGAGUCUACCAAAUGAGUUGUUCCAGUGCAAGAAGCUUCGCACUCUGAAUUUGGGGAGCAAUUGUCUGCACUCUCUGCCAUCGCGGUUCGGAGAGCUGACUGGUUUGACACAGCUGGAGCUGAGAGGAAACCGUCUGGAGUGUCUGCCCGUGGAGCUGGGCGAGUGCCGACAGCUGAAGAGAACCGGACUUGUGGUGGAGGAGGACCUCUUCAACACGCUUCCCACCGAGGUCAAGGAACAGUUGUGGAAAUCCGACAAAGAACAAGCUUAAACAGGUCAAAGUGUCACUGUUAGUGAAAUCGGAUACCCACCGACUUGGCCCCGACACUGGAGGAAUACUGGAGGACGUAGUGACCCAGAGGACUGGCUAAAGGCGGCGGUAAACCUGCCGCAGUGUACUGCCCAUGAAGUUGGAUGAUCGAGAACCAGUGCCAGUUUGGCAAAACCAAAAUACAAAGUGUGGUAGCCUCUGGUUGGUCUCUUAGUUCCUUACUGUCCAGUAGAGUCUUUCUCUUCCCUUACACUCAACCCCUCAGAAUUAUGCUUUUCAGCAAACAUGUAGCAGGUGCCAUUGUGAUUAUUUUAUCCUUCUCAAUUGUGGUGAAGAAGUUUGAAUACUUCAAAAAUGUAUAGGGUUGGGCUGAUGGACGAUGGCUCUGGGUCCCUCCCCCGCUCGACACUGACAGACGGUUGCAGACUGACAUGCACAGAUUCUCUACUAUAGUUUCUACUAUACUACAAUUUCAGAGUCGACCAUAACCUAGAAAUUUGCCAGAUAUACACUUGAGCCGUAGAACUGAUGAAUAUGUAGGAUAGGCUACUUUAAGGAGUAUCAUCCUGAUGCCCGGGCCGUGAUGACUGGAACAACUUGCUUUUCAUUUUUGCACACAUGUUGACAGAUAGGAGCGGCCACACUGAAGCCGUGCUGCUCAUCUAGAGAUGAGAGGACUCGCCGAUCUUCUGAAUAGCACACGAGUAUUUUAAUUUAAAAAAUGAUCUUUCACCACAGUUUUAGUAAAAUCACCAUAAUUAUCUGUUGAAUGUGUCACAAACCUAAAUGUUUGCAACACAUCCUGUACACGUUUUUAAAAAUAAAAGCACUCCAGCGUGUCUGUUGACUCAAUCCAUUCAUUUGUUUUAACAAGGCCUUGAUUGUUGAUGAACCAGAAGAACAGGGCUCGAUGCGUCCUGGCAGUUAGUUGAGUACACAAUCCGACUUUUAUUCAAGGAAAUACAGUAGUUCUACAAUAUAUAGCAGACACGCUGCCAGUGUGAACAACAGCCGCGACACGCAGCAGAACCGUGGCACAGCCGAGCAUCUACCGCCAGUACAAAACUAAGUUAUAUCGUUAAUAACCCUUUUCACGAUAGCCCCCCUUUGGACAUCGUCCAUCGCUAUGUUUCACUGCAUACAUCGUGAUUUGCAAAUUUAAGUAAACCGCGCCCAACCCUACUUUCCUAUGUUUAAUAUCCAAAGCAUUCGGUUCUUGUCCAAUCAAGAGCGAUCACACAACUGAGAUAAUUUGUCCAGUGAAAUCCGAAGGUAGCAAACUGAUCUCUGAGACCUCUCCCUCCAAUCACUUGCUCCAAUGUUUUUGAUCUUUGUUAAACUCCUAACUACCGAGCAUGCAUAAGUAAGAAUAUGAAAUUGGUUAAGGCAGGAGGCUGAAACUCUUUAUUAAGAUAGGAAAGUAAUAAGGUAAUAUUCAUAGCAAUUUUUAUCUAGUUGUAUGGAAUGACCUGUAUCAAUCACAAGCAUACUACACAGGCAAGUUAGCAAUUCUACAAGUUUGAACAAGAAGUUUGGCUCUUUCGUGGAUUUGAUGUUUCUUGUCAGUUGUCCAGAACUGACCUGAAACAAGUUUUAGAUCGGGUGUGAAGUGAGUCACCUUCAGAGGGAAGGUUUGGUUUUAAAGAUGUUGAAAUGAGAGCAUGACACAAAAUCCUUGUCGUGAUAGAUGCUGAACUCCUUUGUCUGUGAGAAGUUGUUGGACGAGGGGGGAUGUAUAGCAAUAUAUUUGUGUAUGAGGAGCAUCACAAAACAUAAACAUGCACACAGUUAAUUUAGUAACGCAUCUUCUGUCAGUAUGCUAAUGAGUGGGAAUGUGAGCAUGGCCACGCUGCAUUAAAAAAGUUAGUUUGCAAUGAGUUGCACAAAACAAAAUGAACAAAUUUAGGGGAAAUGCUGACGAGCUUUGCUCAACGGAUACACAAACCCUUUAUUAGUAUAAUAACAAUGCUGUCUUGGUUAUGAUGGUCUACAUGUAAACACUGACAGUCGAGUCGUAAGACAAUGACAUGUCUUCACAUCUGUUGUCUGAGCACCUGGCCAUUCAUGUAAUGUUCAUGUAACAUUGUAAUGUCAUGUUUGUAUCAUAAUAAGGAAAAUUAUCAGUUUAAUCUCACUGAAAUGCAUUGAUAUAUUGAGCACCUGUGCUUGAGUUAAAAGCCAUCGUCAUUGUAAUCAAUAUCAAGUGGGUUGAAUUAUAAUUGUAUCUAAUUAUUUAUGGGAAAGAAAGAACAUUGCAAUAGGUUCAUUUUAGGGGAAUAUUCCUGUUUCGAUAAUGCUCCUUUAAAAGUAACAGUGAAACACUUCCCUGCUUUCCACCACGUUAAGAUAGCAAGGUGUCAACAACACCUCUGAAAAUACUUCACUUUAAAACCAACACACCUGCGGGGGCUCAGACACAUGCAAGGACAUUUUCUAUUUAAACAACACAGGCACUAGACUGCGUUGGUCUGAAACCAGUUAACACACGUGUCGUUAUUGGCACCGCUUUGCACGGGGUGUCAAAUACAUGUUCUUAUAUGGAAGCAGAGCAGUGGAAUUAAGAUUUCUGUCCAUGAAGUUCAACAAGAUCCCUGCCAGGGAAAUAAAAAAAGACAAAAUGGUAGAAAAGAGCCAUAUUUACAAAGUAAUAAUUUAUAAUUUUAACUUAAGAGAUAGUUAAGACUAACGUGUCACCUUAAUUAAGCACACAGCUUGAGCAUCAGUUGUGGGUUCUCCUCAAAGCAGAUGAGACAGAAGUGUAACAAGAAAAACACGUGUGUCUCUGAGAACUAUACUGACACAUGUAAUUAAGUUUCACAAUGUUUUCUAAACCAAUCGCAGUUUUUACUUGAUUUCUCAUAAUUGUAGGAGAUGUUAUGAUCAUGUUUAUAUAUAUUUGUUUUUGUGUCCCAUCGUUAUUGGUCUUCCGUACUCUCCAGGUCAGGUCGUGUCGUUGUUACCAUGUUUGUUUCUCUGGUUUCAAAGUGUGAUAAUUUCUAGACAGAAAGUUUCCAACUUUUUUGCCUUCGACAGACUUUUACUUCACUUGUGUUUUGUUGCCACCGUUCAAGAUCAAUGCAGAGCUCAGACACAGUUCAACACACAACGGGGGGGCUCCUUGUGUUUACUCUGAGAAUUUAAAAUAACAACCUUCAGUCUACGUUUUCAUAAACUUAACUGCAAGAAAACUCAGAGCAGUAGCAAUAUACAAUAACUGGGCUCAAAAACAUUGGAAUGGUUAUUGUGCAUGUAUUUCAUGAACAUGUUAAACUAUCCUUUACUGUGCAAUAUUACCUUUAUUUAAACUAUGUAAACGUCAGUGGUGAUGUCGUUUUCUGAUGUGCAUGGACGUUUAUUUCUGCGCUCACUUUAACAAGGUGAUGGUGAUUUCAAGUUGAUUAUAGGAGAAUGCUUUUGCACUAUAGCGCCUCUGCCACAUGUCACAUUUAGCUCAAUGCAAACACUGGUAUACAGCUUACUGAAUACAGUGCAUGUUUUCUGAUAUGGGAAGGUUGAAGAGAAUGACUGCCAUGAGAUUAUAAAAAGUAUUUGAUUAAUAUAAUAAGUAUUUUUUCAGAUCUACACACUUAAACACGUUAAGUUGGCUCCUUACCUUUAAAUCCCGAACUGGAGCAUUUCAAAUGUUUUCCCAGAACUCCUCAGCAAUACGCCACAGAUUAAGACAAUCAACUUUAAAGCUGACGAGCUCACGAGUGUCAGAUGUAAAGUCUUGUAGAGAGAAAAUUGCAAGUAAAUGGUCAGUAUAUUAAAAAAAAUCACAGUGUAGGUUGCUAGUAAAGUGAUUUAAGUAGAUAGAUUUUGUCUCAUAGUCAUUGAUGAUAUUCUUUUUGUAUUUUACGGCUUUUCUUUAUCUUUUUGUAUUUUUCUUUAUUUUGACAGUUACUAGUAUUAUUAUAGUGAAACUAAAUUUCUCAGGAAACCAGCUGUACUCACUUCUCUUAUGAGUUGAUUGCCUUUUUUUUUAUUACACCAGGAUAUUGUUAUUUAUUUAAACAGUUGUGUUAACAUUUUAUAUGCAUUUCUACACAUUAUUUUCUAGUUUGUUGUGUUUAACAUCGACUGCUGGUUUAAAACCAAAAUAGUUUUGUGUUUUUAAAGAAGCCACUUGGUUUAACCCUGAUUCUGUGUUGUGUGUUUUUUUGUUUUCCAUCAAUGACCGGGUUUUAAUUGAGCUGUCGUGUCUGAAUUGUUUGAAUUGUGAUUAUUAGCACAGAUGGAAGUGUUGUAUGAGAGCUUUGUGUGUGUUUUCAACAUCCCCCCUUUCCACUCAAAUCGUAGGUGAUGUAGAAUACAUGAUUUUGUGCAGUGAUUUUAUUAUUAUGAUUCUUAUUUUUUGCCAAAAUGAUUUCAUUGUUAAAGGAAAUCACUUACAGUCUUGGCCUGUGUGACUACGAGUCAGGUUUCUGUUUGGACAUAGGUCUCAUCCUCUUGUACACCAUCCCCUGGGGUAAAGUCAAAUAAACUUGGUUGACCACA